Candidozyma haemuli is the source of this 1212-nucleotide messenger RNA. RefSeq lists its product as uncharacterized. Lineage: Eukaryota; Fungi; Ascomycota; Pichiomycetes; Serinales; Metschnikowiaceae. The coding region runs from base 1 to 1212 and encodes 403 amino acids. Gene Ontology annotation, molecular function: structural constituent of ribosome; rRNA (guanine) methyltransferase activity. The transcript has 2 exons. Gene Ontology annotation, cellular component: nucleolus; ribosome. Gene Ontology annotation, biological process: rRNA (guanine-N7)-methylation; translation. The record is from RefSeq and is a predicted model, not a curated record.
AUGUCCAGACCAGAGGAAAUCGCCCCACCAGAGGUGUUCUAUAAUGAUACAGAAUCUUUUAAAUAUACCUCGUCUACUCGUGUGCAGCAUAUCCAGGCUAAGAUGACCCUUAGGGCUCUUGAGCUCCUUAACCUUGAGCCUGAUCAUCCUCACUUUAUUCUCGAUUUGGGAUGUGGUUCCGGUCUUUCAGGAGAAAUUCUUACAGAAGAAGGCUACAACUGGAUUGGUAUGGAUAUAGCCCCUAGCAUGUUGGCCUCUGCGCUAGAUAGAGAUGUGGAGGGAGAUCUCUUUUUGGCUGACUUGGGUAAUGGCAUUCCAUUUAGAGCAGGAACUUUUGAUGCCGUUAUCUCUAUUUCAGUUAUUCAGUGGCUAUGCAAUGCUGACACUGCUGGUAAUGAUCCAAAAAAGAGACUCUUGAGGUUUUUCAACACAUUAUUCGCAUCCAUGGUAAGAGGCGGCAAGUUUGUUGCCCAGUUCUACCCAAUGAACGAUACCCAAACACAGAACAUUUUAGAAGCUGCUAAGGUAGCUGGUUUUGCUGGUGGUUUGGUCAUAGAUGACCCACAAUCCAAGAGAAACAAAAAGUAUUACCUUGUGCUUUCUGCUGGCCAGUCUGAAAGAAACUUGAACCUCGCUGGAGCACAGAUGGAAGCCGAUAACAAGAACAAGAAGCUUAGCAGUAAGAUGAAGAAGAAGCUAGAGUCCAAUAAGGAGUACAUUAACAGGAAGAAGGAGCUUAUGAGGAGAAGAGGACGCACUGUUGCACAUGAUUCCAAGUUCACAGGAAGAAAGAGACCUGUCUAUGAACCACUUCCCAAGAAGAGAAACGGAGAAAGUAUUCUCAAAUUUUUGCAUAAAGAGUUGCUCAAGAAGCAUGAUCCUACGGGGAAGCGUACUGAGUUGGUCUCUCCAGGAGGCUUGAGAGCUGGAGAUGUGGUCAAAGUGACAUACAACGACAGAACUACAGUACUUGGACAACUCAUUGGUAUCAAAAGAGGUAACUACAACCUUGGUACCAAUCUUCACCUCAGAAACAAGAUGAACAAGAUCGGUGUGGAGAUGAGAGUUCCCUUGUACAACCCAAACAUUAAGAAUAUUGAGCUCGUCUCGCUGCCUAACAAAUACCCAUCGAGAAAGAAGCAUUACUACAUCAGAAACAACCGACUCGAUGUCGGUGACUUGGAGAGUGCUCCAAAGAACAAAUCGUCUUAG